Molecule: messenger RNA, 1743 nt
Organism: Microtus ochrogaster (prairie vole)
Lineage: Eukaryota; Metazoa; Chordata; Mammalia; Rodentia; Cricetidae
Gene: Sp9
Product: Sp9 transcription factor
Exons: 2
Coding region: 196-1656 (486 amino acids)
Biological process (GO): regulation of transcription by RNA polymerase II
Molecular function (GO): RNA polymerase II cis-regulatory region sequence-specific DNA binding; DNA-binding transcription factor activity, RNA polymerase II-specific
Source: RefSeq, a predicted model, not a curated record
UGGGCGAGAGGCGCAGUCAGCGGCACUUCAAAGCGGGCGCUCCUCGCACUUAGGCUGAGUUUUGCCGGCGGGAGCCCAGAGUCCGCUCGGCGCGAGCGCGGGACGCGGGAGCCGCGCGGGACCCGAGUUGUGUUUACCAGCAGCCGCCAGGCUUAGCACCGCUCCCGGCCUCGUCGCGCAGCCAAGAGACCUGCUAUGGCCACGUCUAUACUCGGGGAAGAGCCACGCUUCGGAACGACCCCGUUGGCCAUGCUGGCGGCAACCUGCAACAAGAUCGGCAACACCAGCCCGCUGACGACGCUGCCCGAGUCCAGCGCCUUCGCCAAAGGCGGCUUCCACCCCUGGAAGCGCUCUUCGUCCAGCUGCAACCUCGGCUCCAGCCUCUCCGGCUUCGCUGUGGCCACGGGCGGCCGCGGCUCGAGCGGCCUGGCGGGUAGCUCGGGAGCCGCCAACAGCGCCUUCUGCCUGGCCUCCACGUCCCCCACGUCGUCCGCCUUCAGCAGCGACUACGGCGGCCUCUUCUCUAACUCAGCGGCGGCGGCUGCCGCAGCGGCCGGCGUGUCCCCGCAGGAGGCGGGCGGCCAGUCGGCCUUCAUUUCCAAGGUGCACACGACGGCUGCCGACGGCCUGUAUCCGCGCGUGGGCAUGGCGCACCCGUACGAGUCGUGGUACAAGUCGGGCUUCCACUCGACGCUGGCGGCGGGCGAGGUGACCAACGGCGCUGCGUCGUCGUGGUGGGACGUGCACAGCAGCCCCGGCUCCUGGCUGGAGGUGCAGAACCCCGCCGGGGGGCUGCAGAGCUCGCUGCACUCGGGCGCCCCCCAGGCCUCGCUGCACUCGCAGCUGGGGACCUACAACCCCGACUUCAGCUCGCUCACGCACUCGGCCUUCAGCUCCACCGGCCUCGGCUCCUCGGCCGCUGCCGCCUCGCACCUGCUCUCCACCAGCCAGCACCUCCUGGCCCAGGACGGCUUCAAGCCGGUGCUGCCCUCCUACUCGGACUCCAGCGCCGCGGUGGCCGCGGCCGCCGCCAGCGCCAUGAUCUCGGGUGCCGCGGCCGCCGCCGCCGGGGGCAGCUCCGCGCGCUCCGCCCGCCGCUACUCUGGCCGUGCCACCUGCGACUGCCCUAACUGCCAGGAGGCCGAGCGGCUGGGUCCGGCAGGGGCGAGCCUGCGACGCAAGGGGCUGCACAGCUGCCACAUCCCGGGCUGCGGCAAGGUGUACGGCAAGACGUCGCACCUGAAGGCGCACCUGCGCUGGCACACGGGCGAGCGGCCCUUCGUGUGCAACUGGCUCUUCUGCGGCAAGCGCUUCACGCGCUCGGACGAGCUGCAGCGGCACCUGCGGACUCACACGGGCGAGAAGCGCUUCGCCUGCCCAGUGUGCAACAAGCGCUUCAUGCGCAGCGACCACCUGAGCAAACACAUUAAGACGCACAACGGGGGCGGCGGGGGCAAAAAGGGCAGCGACAGUGACACGGACGCCAGCAACCUGGAGACGCCCCGCUCCGAGUCCCCAGACCUCAUCCUGCACGACUCCGGCGUCAGUGCAGCCCGGGCGGCUGCAGCGGCUGCAGCGGCGGCGGCAGCAGCGGCGGCGGCUGCGGCGGCCUCGGCGGGAGGCAAAGAAGCCGCGACCGGUCCCAACGACUCCUAGAGGUUGGCGGAGAGGCGCGAGCGAGCAAGUAGAGACACCCAGAGCGAGCGAGAGGUUCGGAGGGCGAGCGAGUGGGCGCACGGGAGG